AUGAACGCCGACGGAGGCACCGACGAGACCACGGCGAGGUUGGUGUCUCGUUUGGCCCAGCGCUCGACGCUGUCGAGUGACGCUGAGCCCUUUAUUCCCUCAUUUCUGCGAGCACCGGCGACCACAACUGAAACUCAGCAUAAAAAUGGGGAGGAGAAUGCGGUUGAGUUGAAACGAGGCAAGGUGCUGGAAACUGGGCUGAAGCAGCUCUAUUGCAACGCUGAGACAUACACACAGCUGCCGUCCGUUGAGAGCCUGGCAACUACGGCGGCUGUUGCUUCCACAGCCCUCUGCACAUUUGGUAGCAUGACAGAAGAACAGUUGCAGGAGUUGGAGGAGUAUCUAUGGAAUCCUUCUCAAAAUAAUAAUGAGUCUUUUCAAGAUGAUGAGCGGGUCUUUGCCAAUGACGAUGAUGGUAUGGAUCCAGAAGAGGAGGAGUGGCUCUUUAACCAAAUGUUGGAAGCAGCAGGAGUCACGCAGAUUGAAGAGACAACUACCGACGAGAUUGGGGGGUCAUGA
Molecule: messenger RNA, 519 nt
Organism: Trypanosoma cruzi
Lineage: Eukaryota; Euglenozoa; Kinetoplastea; Trypanosomatida; Trypanosomatidae
Exons: 1
Coding region: 1-519 (172 amino acids)
Source: RefSeq, a predicted model, not a curated record